Molecule: messenger RNA, 586 nt
Organism: Selaginella moellendorffii
Lineage: Eukaryota; Viridiplantae; Streptophyta; Lycopodiopsida; Selaginellales; Selaginellaceae
Exons: 2
Coding region: 24-467 (147 amino acids)
Source: RefSeq, a predicted model, not a curated record
GUCCACUCCUUUGUAUCUUCAAUAUGUGUGAGCUCCGAAAGUUUAUCAGGAUCUCCUCGGCCUGGUUUCUGGAAUCGUGGGGAGCUCGCCUCAACAGAGGUCUCGUCGCCAGGAGCUCGUCCAAGCUAAAGAAUCCGCCGGCGUGUAUGCUCGUGAACGCGGUCGAGCGAUACGACGAUAAGAUGAGUGAGUCGGAUCACAGGAAAUGCGCUGCUUCCAAGGACUCCUCCGAGUUACCAGUGGAUAAAUCCGACGACAGCGUCGUGGUUUCGGUCGUGGAAGGCGUUUCAGAAAAUCAGGAGCCUGUCCCUGUAAAUCAAGGCGCGCCGGAGACUCUGCCUUCUUCUGAUCAAGCAAGCCUUCCAAAUGGUGUUGCUCAGAUCAGUACUCUAGCAGCGGGGCCGACGAGGAGAGCGAGGAGAAGCCCACCACCACCACCACCACCACCAGGAAGAGGCCCCAAUUGAUCGAGAUCCCGUUUCUUCCAUCUGCUCGGCAUGUCUCUUUUCUUUGCUUCAUUGGUAGAUGAUCCUGAGAGAGGGACCUCGCUUUCCUUAUGAAUACAAAACGAUUCAAGUUCGCUUUC